Zea mays is the source of this 782-nucleotide messenger RNA. RefSeq lists its product as uncharacterized. The record is from RefSeq and is a predicted model, not a curated record. Bases 208 to 648 code for a protein of 146 amino acids. Gene Ontology annotation, biological process: protein import into chloroplast stroma. The transcript is spliced from 6 exons. Gene Ontology annotation, molecular function: amino acid transmembrane transporter activity. Lineage: Eukaryota; Viridiplantae; Streptophyta; Magnoliopsida; Poales; Poaceae. Gene Ontology annotation, cellular component: chloroplast outer membrane.
UCCAACAGCAGUACAGCACAGCACUCCAACGCCAAGGAGAGUCGCACGCGCCACACGAGAGGAGACGAUGACCUGUGGCCCCUCGCAGCAGUGGCAAACAAGGGGUGAAUAGGCCGUAGCCCGUGGGGAUUGCAGCCGAUUUCGUGUCCCUGCAGCCACGGCCACCGCCCAAUCUCCACUUCUUUAUCUUCUCCGAGUAGGUCGAGGAUGCCCCGCAGCGGCUUCUCGGGGUCCUUCAGGUCGCCCAAGAUCGACGUCGUCAUCGACAUGGGAAACCCCUUCCUCAACCGCACCGUCGACGGCUUCCUCAAGAUCGGCGCCGUCGGCGCCUGCAAGGUGGCUGCCGAGGAGACCUUCGAGUGCCUCCACAGGGGGGAUGUUUCGAAGCACAAGGUUGAGCAUGCCCUGAGGAAGAUGUGCAAGGAGGGCGCAUAUUGGGGCACUGUUGCUGGAGUUUAUGUGGGCAUGGUGUACGGCGUGGAAAGGGUCCGUGGCCGCAGUGACUGGAAGAACGCGAUGAUCGGGGGCGCCUUGUCCGGCGCCCUGAUCUCCGGCGCCAGCAACAGCGACAGAGGCAAGGUCGUCAAGGACGCCAUCACCGCCGGCGCGGUCGCCACAGCCGUCGAGUUCAUCAACUGCAUUACCUAGCCGAGCAAGGAGCAACUGCAUUUGCAGUGCCAUUGUCGUGCAAAAUAUGAAUAAAGUACUUGCCAUGUCCAGCUCAUAAACCACUCCACACCUUCAGUCUUCGUUUCUGACCGGCGGUUUUGCUUUGUGUGAAU